GGCUGCGCUGUGGAUUAAUCUCAGCACCCUCCUUUAUAGUCCUACUAUUCUUCAAGUAACGCGUCUUAUCUACAGACUCUAGUUGAACGAAAAUUUCACGCCAGUUCUGCAAUUUGCGCGUCCAAUACUGCAUCCAGAAAUAUGACUCACUCUGCAGAUAAACCAGUCCUGCUGUGCAGGUGAGUCGUCAAGGGAUUGUAGGAAUCGCUUCGUGUCGAUCGGUGUAAAGCCCGAGCACGUCGUAAUAGGUGGUCGGAGGAGAUCCAGCUCUUGUUGGAAGAAAUGCGACGUAUUCUCGUAUUUCUUCGGUGGCAGGGAGACUCCUGGGACUCCCGUGAAACCCUACGAACUGACGGGCAGCCAGAGGAUCAGGAAGGUUUGACUGUAUAUGCUCGCAGUCAAGCUCACAUCCGACGAGGUUUGGUGGCGGCUUUCGCAGAACAUUGGAAGAGAGUCCUGCAUCUCGUGGCCUCGAACUCGGAUGUUGAUCCAUGUACUGACGAUGUCGAUGGGGUGAUCUCUUUGGACGCACCUCCUUGUGAGUACAUCGAGGAACACGAUGAAUAAGUAGCAUUUUGUACCCUGUACUUGUUUGUAAAAAUUUAAUUGAUGUGGUUUUUGACCACAGAACUAC
This is a messenger RNA of Suillus discolor, 634 nucleotides long. RefSeq lists its product as uncharacterized. Lineage: Eukaryota; Fungi; Basidiomycota; Agaricomycetes; Boletales; Suillaceae. The coding region runs from base 283 to 567 and encodes 94 amino acids. The transcript has 3 exons. The record is from RefSeq and is a predicted model, not a curated record.